Neocloeon triangulifer is the source of this 2788-nucleotide messenger RNA. Its product is annotated as dnaJ homolog subfamily C member 10-like. NCBI's taxonomy places the organism in Eukaryota, Metazoa, Arthropoda, Insecta, Ephemeroptera, Baetidae. The transcript has 11 exons. The record is from RefSeq and is a predicted model, not a curated record. Bases 176 to 2476 code for a protein of 766 amino acids.
GAUCAACAAAAAUGAACCACUUGGGAAAGAGCACGACUGCACUUUAAAAACGAGACAAUCAGGAGCAGCUGUGGAGGCUGGAGAGUGGUGUUUACAUUUUUAGGAACCGGGUUUUCCUGACAAAUUUUUGAUGGGAAUUUGAGUUUUUUUAAAGUCAACUUUGGACGCAAUUUCAAUGACGAAGUACUUGCUAUUCUUGAUUUUGCUCGCGACGCCCACGACCUUCUGCAACGAGGAUUACUACGAACUCUUGGGUGUCAACAAAGAUGCGGACAACCGAGAAAUCCGCAAGGCUUUCAAAAAGCUCGCCGUCAGCAUGCAUCCGGACAAAAAUAAGGAUGACAAGGAUGCCCACGACAAGUUUGUGAAAAUUGCCAGGGCUUACGAAACCCUCAAGGACCCUGAUCUGAGGAAGCACUAUGAUCUCUAUGGGGAGGACAACCAGAAUAAAAAUCAUCAGAGCUACCAAUCCUGGAGUUACUACAGAGACAAUUUUGGAAUCUAUGACGAUGAUCCUGAAAUCGUUACUCUUACUAGAGCAGAAUUUGAGCAAAGUGUUGAGAAUGGAGAGGACAUUUGGUUUAUCAAUUUUUACUCUGCAAUGUGCAGUCAUUGUCAUCAGCUUGCACCGACGUGGAGGAAAUUUGCCCAAAGAAUGCAAGGAGUGAUUCGAGUCGGAGCUGUCAAUUGUGAGGAUGACUGGGUUUUGUGCCGCAACCAGUUCAUCCAGUCCUAUCCCAGCCUAGUGUAUUACCCUAAUGGAGAAAAAUUCCGAGGCGAUCGCUCCGAGGAUGGUCUAGUCGAGUACGUCCUGAGUCGUUUGGACGUUGAGGUCAGAGAAGUGUCUCCCAGCACAUGGCCAUCCUAUGAAAAUGAGCCACGGCUCUUAUUCUUUAGUGAUUUCUCAGGUGACGGACCUAGUGAAGAAACUCGAAUAAAAGUUGCCGCUAUGCUUGAUGGCCUGAUGAUGGUUUCCCAUGUUGACUGCGAAAAGUUUGAGAACUUCUGUGAAAAAAUGGGCGCCUCAUCUGGGACAGCUGUGUGGCCGACAAAGUCCGACUUAAAUCCUGUCUUUCUGCCUGGGCUUGAAGCGCAGGAAAUUUUAAACCAAGUCCUGUCGCAAUUGCCUGAGCCUGCACUCAUCAGUCUGCAGGACUUUGAAGAGCUUCGGGGGAGGCUAGAAGAGGGAGCCUCCGAGCCGUGGUUGCUUUAUUUCCACAUUGGUGAAAUGGAGAGUGCCAGGCUUGAUCUGAGAAAAUUUCCUGCAAAGCUUCCAGGCAUGAGAAUCGGAAGAGUUAACUGUGGGCAGAGUCACCACUUGUGCUCUAAUUUGCACAUCCACAGGUAUCCAGUUUAUGGCAUUUUCAAGCAAGGAGGGUCUUACGAGCUCUACCACGGUCGCUCCUCUGCCUCUGACGUUGCUCAAUUUGCUCGUCAAAGUUCCAAAGCUCAAUAUGUGACCACCCUCACCCCUGAUGAGUUUGGGGCAUCAGCUCCCCUCAGUUCGACACCUAUGCUAGUUGACUUUUUUGCACCAUGGUGUCCGCCCUGUAUGCGCCUACUGCCUGAACUUCGACAGGCAAGUCAAAUUCUGGGUCCCACCGUUCCUGUAGGCACCGUCGACUGCACAGUCCACGCCGGUCUCUGCAGACAGAUGGGGGUCAACUCGUAUCCAACUACGAGGCUGUACAAUGGCUCCAGGGUUGAUCACUUCUCGGGAGAGCACAAAGCCAACAGCAUUGUUGAGUUUCUGCAGGAUUUGAUGUCUCCUGUUGUCCAAGAACUGGACUCGGAAACUUUUUACGAGACUCUCGGCAAGAAAAAUGAGGGAGAGAUGUGGCUGGUUGAUUAUUUUGCUCCAUGGUGUGGUCCCUGUCAGCAACUGGCACCACAGUGGCGAAAAUUAGCAAAAAUGCUUUCUGAUUUGACUAUGAUUAAAAUUGCUUCUGUAAACUGCGAAAAGCAUUCAGAUCUGUGCUCCCAGCAUGGUAUCCGCUCUUAUCCUUCCAUCAGACUGUAUCCCCUUGGAUCUAGGGGACUUUCACAAGUGGCCUUGUAUAGCGGCUAUCACAGAGACGCCCACACCCUUAGACAAUGGGUGAUGGACUUUGUUCCAAGCAUAGUUGAGGACCUUGAUGAAAGGUCUUUCAAUAAAAUUGUCCGAGGCAGCUCAAAACCUUGGGUGAUUGAUUUCUACGCUCCAUGGUGUGGACACUGCACUGUUUUUGCUCCGGAGUUUGACCUCGCUGCCAGGAAAUUGGAGACAACGGGAGUUUCUAGUGGCAAAGUGGAUUGCCAAGAUCACCAACCUUUUUGUCAGCAUCUUGGCGUCAGAGCCUAUCCAACAGUUAGGCUGUUUCUGCCAGACGAACGGGGAGACGGAAUUGAACUUUCAAGUAGAUCUGCUGAUGAUUUGGUGCAGGUUGUCAAAUCGAUGUGGACUUCAGGAACACAAAAUCAGCAUGACGAGCUGUGAUGCUAAUCUCGCAAGACUUCGAAUCUUUAAUAUCUUCUAACGACCGGCACAUUAUCAAAUUGAUCUGACCCUCUCAUUCAAAUGCAGCAGUAUUUAUGUGCCAAUUUUAAUUUGGCGUAAAGACUAAAAUAUUUAAUUUAGAAAUUACAAUUUUUAUAUUAGAAUAAUCCUUAACUCUUCAUACCUAGUAACUUGCCAAAAAUGUAUUUUGUGUUCCUAAUCUACACCCUGCUGUUGCACAGCUUAAUUUUCUCAUUUGUGAAUAAACUGAAGUCUAUUAAAUAAAAAAUUGAAAUCUAAAUGCUUGUAAUA